Molecule: messenger RNA, 5090 nt
Organism: Spirodela intermedia
Lineage: Eukaryota; Viridiplantae; Streptophyta; Magnoliopsida; Alismatales; Araceae
Source: the annotation of a GenBank genome assembly
AUGAGACCUCGCCGCCUGGUCCGCGCAAGGUCUGCCGGAGGGGAAGGCGACAGCGGCGUCUCCACCGGUCGAUUCUCCAAUGUGGGUGGAGAUUCAUUCGGUCGUGAGCUCGGAUAUGCUGUAAUUUUUUAAUUUCGACCGUGGUGGAUUCUGAUUCUUUUCUCCUCGAUCGGCGCAGGUGGUCGAUGUUUUGCACCUGGUUGUUUCCCUCGGGUUGAUCCUGGCGAUGGAUAAGUUUCUGAAGCGAACUUUCGCGGCCGCGGCUAUCAAGCUCCCCAGCUCCCUCUUCGGGAUGUUCUGUGUUUUCACCGUCCUGAUUGUCUUGGACGUCACCGUUCCGUCCGCCGCCAAGAGAUUUAUGGAUUUCUUUGAGCCGGGAACGCUGUUCAUCCGGAGGUGGCUUCCGCUGUUCUACGUGCCUUCAUUGGUUGUUUUGCCUCUGGCAGUGAGGGACAUCCCCCCCGCUGCGGGGCUCAAAAUUUGCUUUAUUUUCAGUAUGUCGAACUUUAAACCAUCAUCCCAUUAUUUUCUUGUAGAUGAAUAAAAAAUAGUUGAUAAGUGCGUAAUGUUUGAUUUCCAGCUCUGUGCUUGUUCUCCCUACGACGAUGGAAAGUUUGCUUAAUGAUUAAUUUGUUCUGAGAUUCAUAUAGUUCGUUCAAAUUAAGAAAAAAAAUAGAUACUGCGUCGUCAGUCUUUAUUAUUUUGUAUUCUGACCCUGAUAAUGGCCUCUGCUGGUUUUUGUUUCCACAUUAACAAUAUGAAUCGCCUCAUUCUGUGAAUUUUGGCAAUUCUUUUGGUCGUAUGGCAUUUUCGUUCCACUGCAUCAUUCCAUAUUUGGCCCAUAUUUUCUCGGUUCCGGGACUAUAUUGUGGCUGAAACUAAUGUGCCUUCAAGGACCCAAUUCAGAUUUUCUGAGCCAUAUUUUGUGUUCUUUUUUAUCAUAAGGCUACAUAAGUUGAACUGGGUACUCCAGAAAGUCCACAGAUUGGCCAAACCUUUAACAAUUCUUGGACACAGUAGGGAUUUUGGAGCAUUUAUUUCGAGUGUCAUGGGUGAAGUCUUGAUGACUUGAUUUCUGUCCCGCAGGGUCUUUACUGUUUGCAUAAUUCCCCAGUCUCCCCCUCCCUUUCGUUCAAGUAUAUAAAUAAGAAAAAAAUUCCUGUGGCCGAGUUAUACAUUAAAUUAGAGAGCAAAGAAAUCCUGGAUGUAAAAGGAAAGCCUUUAGGUCUGGCAAGUGGUAUAACAAUAUAUAUGUGGGUUGUUUUUUCAACUUUCUGUUCUUACAUUUUGCAAGUUCCUUAGUUAAUGGACAUUCUUAUCAUCUCAAUGAGAGUGCAUCCAUAAUUUCUGAUAAAUGUGGACGUGCAUGCCUUGCAAUAUUGAUUUUCAAGUCAUAAAACAAUGUUCCUUCCUGGCAGUUUUUUUAGUGUUUUAAAAUGAUCUGUUACUAGUGUAUGCUUCUUGUGUUGCAGGAACUUAUUUUAUGCAUCUGAAUCUAAUCCUCCCUGAAUUGUGCUUAUAUGUAGAGCUUUCCUGGACAAGCAUUUUCGAGACAAAUAUGUUCUCAGAGGUUUUCGCCCUAGAGAACUGAUCAGUUUGCUUCUCUCUUGUCUUUCAGUUGGAGGCUGGGUAGCUUCGCUAUGUGUUGCAGGCUACACUGCACUAACUGUACGAAAAAUUGUCAAAACAGAAUUGAUACCAGCUGAAACAAUGACAAAACCCCCUCCAUUUACAAGCACUGAGAUUGGUGCAUGGACUGCUAUUUUCAUUUCUUCAUUUAUUCUCGCAUCUCUUGCACCAACAGCAUUAGGAACAAGUGCAAGAACGAGCCUUCCGUUUCUUCUAGCUGCUACAGUGUUAGGAUACAUGGUUGGUUCAGGGUAAUAUUUUCUUUCCCAGUUAUUUGGCAUCUAUCGAACCACACUGCAUAAUGUUCAAUAAUACUACGGCUCAUCUUGUUACAUUGUCUUUUUUGCUUUACAGGCUCCCAUCUGACGUCAGGAGGAUCUUUCAUCCAAUUGUCUGCUGUGUGUUAUCUGCAGAUUUGGCAGCCAUAAUUUUUGGGUAUUUGUCACAGUCAGGAAUGAAUCAUGUUCUAGGUUCGAAACCUUUUUUCUCUGCUUUUCUACGAACUUUACAAUCGAAUCACGUAAAACUAUGUAAUUUUUGUAUGAGGAAUAAUGGAAUAUGUACAGAUGUUUUCAGCUCCUUAUUUUUUUUAGAUGAAUUGAAAAGCAUUACUUGUAAAAAAAGAUGCAAUGAUCAACAAAACUUCAUGUUGGAUGUCAUAUUUGUGCCUUUCUCUACAUUACAUUAUUCUUGAUGGGUUUAACUGCGGAGCAUUCCUGCUGCAAGAAGAGGUGGGCAUAGGAUAGAUCCUUUUGGAAGUCUAGACUUUGAGAGAAGAUACAAGGUUCAAACAUAGAAGGAAGAGAAAGAAAAAUGGCCUGAGUUGGUAAGAAAAGAACUGAUGAAGUGCAAUUUCUUAGUAAGGUUUGGAUGAUUCUGGGCCCACACUACACAAAGCCUGUUCUUUGGGAAGUCAAUAUCUGCAUUCUUGGAGUAACAUGCAAAGAUCUAUGUGAUGAUUCAGUCUUUCACGGUAUUUGUUGAAAUGGAGAAAUAAACCUCAUCAUGAAGGACAGAGGGGAGAACGGUGGAAACCGCCUCAAGAAUCAUUUUACUCUAACCCCCAUUAUAUAGGGAGUAACAAUGCACAAAUUUUGCAAAAACACCCUCAACUAAUUAUUCUAUUUCCCUACGACCUAGAACUUCCAACAGUAUUCUGUUCCUGUGUAGAUACUUUCUAUUCUUAUCGUUACAUUUGAUUCUCAAGAAAUAUUAGGCUUCUAAGGAGGCUCCUUUUUGACCGUUUUGAUUCUCAUGAGCUUCUAGAAACGUUAAGAUUUUAGAAAUAUUCAUGCACAGAACUCUGUAAAUUCCAGGAGGACUCACAUACUGUUCAUGAAAUGAUCAAUAACCAGAAGAAAAUCUCUUAGUUAACUAAAAACGUUCACUAAGCUGUGCGGAGUGACAGCUACAAAUAUGAGUUUAUCUUCAGUUUUUACUCUUUAAUGGAUAAUCUACUGACUGAUUCUAUUUUUAUUUCGUGUUUAAAAAAUAAUAAUGCUUGUGCAGGGGACUACCUGACGAGGAUCCCCUCAAACCCUGGAGCCGGCGAUAUUCUUAUGGGGUUCUUGGGCUCUGUUAUCAUUUCUUUUGCCUUCUCGCUGUUCAAACAGAGAAGGGUAUGAUACUUCCUUCCAUGGAUGAAACUAUGCAUCCCUCAACUAUAUAUUGACCAAGCUCUCCUCAGUUAUUGGAAAAUUUACCUCUCUGAAAUUUUAUUCAAAUCAAGAAAAAAAAAGUAUUUCAUUUUUAUUACGUCAUAUAUCAUUUAAUUUGGGAGAUGAUGCUCUCUUGGUGACUGACAGUUCCACUUGCCCUUGUAUAGCUUGUCAAGAGGCACGCAGCUGAGAUAUUCUCAUCCAUUGUCAUCUCAACAAUUUUCUCCCUAUAUUCAACGGCCAUUUUAGGCCGGUUGGUCGGAUUAAAACCAACUUUGACCCUCUCGAUCCUCCCGAGAUGCAUAACUCUGGCGUUAGCACUCAGCAUAUCAUCAUUGUUCGAAGGUACCGACUUGAUACCCACUUUGGAAACUCUUUUUCGCUCUCUAAUAUGCUCAUUUUUGCUGGUUAUUUCUGAUGCCACGUCCAUGUAUGUUGAUCAGAAAUGUCUAAGAUUUUUCUCAUGUUGUUUAUGACCUGCAUUACUUGUACAACUAUUGUUCUAUAUUUGAUAUAGUUUCUUCUUUCUUGGCCCAACCCUCUCUCUCUCUCUCUCUCUCUCUCUCUCUAUCCCUCUCUCCUUUCUCUCUCUUAAUGGAGGACCCAGACACAGGUCUGAUAGUGAGAAAAUUUCUCACUAAAUUUCCCCCAUGUUUCAGGUACAAAUCCAUCACUUACUGCCACUGUAGUCGUCCUGACCGGACUUGUGGGGGCGAAUUUCGUCCAGGCGCUGCUCAACAAGCUCGGUUGGAAUGACCCCAUCGCCAGAGGAAUAGCAACAGCCUCAAGGUAUCCCCGUCGUUCAUUUAUGCUCCAUUUGUUCUAGUGCUUUCUAGAAUCAUUGAUACAUAAAUCCCCACCAGGCUGCUUACAGUGGGAAAGAAAAUAAUUGGGCUCCUUCGUCAUUCAAGAAUUUUCCUUGGACAUAAAACGAAAAAAAAUAUUUCUUUUGUGGAUGAUUCACCAGCAUGACUAUCUGAAUAAUCUUCAUGUGGCAUUUAUACUUCUGGAGGAUGAUAGUUGAGGUCAAUGGGUUUUUCUAAUCGUUUUAAGGUUUUCCAGGGGCAUAAAAAUAAUUUUUAAUUAUUCAUCGUGUAGAGUGCUAUCAGGAAGUUUUAAGGUUUUUUCAUUAUAUUAUUCUUUUGGAACCGAAGAUUCGGAAAAUUAUUUUUUUAUGGGAAUUGCUGAUAUAUUUAUCUGAGUAUUCUCUUUAUGAUGUUUCGCUUUAGGAGGUCAGUAAAAAAGGGAAGAAAUCACAUGGGCUUUUGCAGAAUUUUCCAACCAUUUCGCAGGGACUGAAACAUUAUCUCCAUCCGAAUAGCCUCCUCUCUCUGGCAUCAAAACUAAUUAAAAUAACCCUUCUUUUUCAUCAUGAAAAACCUUUUUUUUAGGGACAUAAAACAAAAAGGCCUUUUUUUCGACAUUUCGCAGGGGCAAAAAAAAUGGGUCUUUUUCAGCAUCCAAUCAUUUCUCAGGGACAUAAAAAAUAAUCUCCAUAUGAAUAGCCUCAUCUCUUUGGCGUCAAAACUAAUAAAAAUAACCCCAAGAAAAAUUGUCUUAAUGAAAAACUUUUUUAGGGACAUAUAAAGAAAAAGGCUUUUGUUUUUAGCACUACGAUUAUUGGCUAACACAUCUCCACAUGUUGUCUACAGUGCUCAUGGGCUGGGAACCGCCUCCCUCUCGGCCAAGGAGCCUGAGGCCCUCCCCUUCUGUGCGAUUGCCUAUGCGCUGACUGGGAUCUUUGGGUCCCUUCUCUGCUCGGUCCCUGUGGUGAGGCAAAGCCUGAUCUCCAUUGUCUCAUAA